Molecule: messenger RNA, 2098 nt
Organism: Ilyonectria robusta
Lineage: Eukaryota; Fungi; Ascomycota; Sordariomycetes; Hypocreales; Nectriaceae
Exons: 1
Coding region: 1-2091 (696 amino acids)
Source: RefSeq, a predicted model, not a curated record
AUGGCGCUCAGGGGGACCUGGCAAGCACAACUCCGCAAGACGACUGCAAUCCCAAACCUGAGAAAUGAGCGAUACGAUCUGUUUCCGCUACAGGAAGUACAGGCCUUGACUGACAACUUACUGCGGACGUCGUGGCAUAGGCCUGCCGGUCUGCUCGCACGCGGCAUCGAGCCUCAGUCACCUGAUUGCGAGCAACUGCUCAUCCUUGAGAUGAAAGAACUCAAGGAUGAGGUCUUUACACAAGAAGCAGGCCUUUUGGCUUGUUUGCAUGCAUUUACGCCAGAGAUAGCCUACGGACAGAUCGUCAGUUUGCAACAGAGAAGCGAGGUGUCGGACGAAUUCUUCCUCCGCCGAGCGAGAGCCUACUUGCAGUGUCUAAUACUCGCGUACAAGGUGCGACCAGAAAUCUUUCCCUACGAAGGUACCCCCGUCGCGGCAAAAGAGUUGUUUGAAGUAGUCAAGGACCAUGGGACGCGGGAGGUCUUCCCUCCGGUCCUGCGGGUUCUCACAGCGGUUGGGGAAAAGUCGUGUGAGGACUUUUUGCCAGUGACAUUUGUCCGCAAGACACUGCAGUGCGUCAGCUAUAAAGAAAAUCUCGACAAAGAACUACAAGAGCUUCUGAAGACUCGGAGUCUCUUCUCCGCUUAUCAACUGGUGGAUGGAUUGAGAAAACUAUGUCGUCUAGAAAUGCCUGGUCGGCUCCUCGAAGAAGUUUUCCCCAAUAUCCCCUUGUGGGCAUCCUGGGCCCCAGAUCGCUGCAGAAUUCGUGAGUGGGAAGCGCCCAUUCUUAAUCCGUACCGGAAUGCUUUGGCUGGUAUUUUCGACCUCGAGGGACCAGACACUACGGGCAACCAGCUACCUACCCUUCGGCAAUCCAGCCCAGGUAUCUUCGGCCAGCAAGUCUACCGCCUCCCUUCGAGCGACGACGGAUUUAUUCUUGACCACCUACUGUCGGUGUUCGAUUCCGCAAUCGAAAAUGGCGUCGAUUCUAUCCAACUUUUUGUGACCGUUUGUGUUGAGCCCAAGGCGAUCAACUGGCCAGCCCUCGAACGAACCGAAGCAGCGUUGGAGCUGACACCGAUCUCCCGCAUUCGAAAGCUCAAUCACUUACUACGUGUGAUCGGCGGGAAUGAUUUAUUUGAGAAAAUACAGGCUAUUUCUGCCGCGCUGCCUAUAAUCAGUUCUACAGCCCGACUGCAGAGAGCCUUUGGCAAUGCUAUCGACAUCGCACAUCGCGGGCCUCGUAUCCUGUCCCAGGCGCAGCUGCAUUUAUGUGAAAAGCUGGAGGCUCAAAAGCCUAGCGAACGGUUUGCAGUACAUGUCGUCCGCCUGGGUCGGGCUCUCGCCUCCGCCACCUGGCUUCAUAGCUACUGGAAAGAAGGCUACCUCAAGAUGCUGCGGCAUAUACCUACCGAAGCCACCGUUUCUGCCAUCUUCCUCAUGAUGGACACUGCAUCUCCGGACAUCUACCAAGAAUAUCGCAACGUCAUUGCAGCUCGAGUCUGCGCCAGCAAGCCCGUCGGACUAUCCCCAACAGCAGUGGAUGUAGUCGCGUUCACUCUCUCGGUGGAUGACCCAAUAUGGUCUGCGCCACUUGAUGGCGACCGCAACAGCCUACGCAUCUUGUUUCUCCGAGAUAUGAUGCGGGGAUUCGACCCACUGGAUGCGAAAGCAUGCGUCAAGCAGUCCCAGAAGGAACACGACACAUUUGUUCAUGAAAUGUGCGACUUGGUCGGAGCGGACACGGACUUGGCCUGUGUGAACCUUGCUGCGUACCUCGCACGAUCCAUGAUCAAGGGAGACCGCGUCCGUCCUCCCGCCGAGUGUUGGCGACGAUUACUGAUGCGGAUGAUGCGCCGCAGACCCCCCGGCCUGCUCGAACGUUGUGGAGAGGCAUUGACGUCGACGACAUGGCUGGAAUGGAGACGACACUUGCAACUGCUGUACGGUACCAGACACUACGACCCUGAAGGAGGGCUUGGAUUUACACCGGAAAGGUUCAAUGCAAUUUCAGCGCGGAAGAUUGCGGUUGGAAGGAUGGAAAGCACAAGCACAUAUUCUACGUCAGGUACGGGCGGGAUAAUGGAUUGAGGACGGC